Molecule: messenger RNA, 2573 nt
Organism: Sycon ciliatum
Lineage: Eukaryota; Metazoa; Porifera; Calcarea; Leucosolenida; Sycettidae
Product: shootin-1-like
Exons: 18
Coding region: 224-2101 (625 amino acids)
Biological process (GO): neuron projection morphogenesis; positive regulation of neuron migration
Cellular component (GO): axonal growth cone; cytoplasm; cell leading edge
Source: RefSeq, a predicted model, not a curated record
UAGUUGUAGUUGUAUCUCGAUUUUUUGGACAGCCCACGUCGCCAACAAUGCAACAGGCAGCGCUCAAGUCCUGAAAUGCUGAAUACUGACAAAAAAACAGGUCCUUCUUUUUAGCUAGCUGAUUGGCAACUAGUGAUUGACAAACCUAAAAACAUCGUUACGUGUAGUUCGGUGAGCACUAGGGAGUAGCGCCUCCUAGAGAUCCUCGUAGCCUGGACGAAACAUGCCGCCGCCGCCAGGACCAGAAGCAGGCGAAAGCGUCGAUGCCUCUGCCGAGCACGACGGGCUGCUGGGUAAACCUAGCGAGCAGCUAGUGGAGGCCAAGCGGAGGCAGCAAGAAGCUGAGAAGAAGUACGAGCUGCUGAAGCGCCUUGCCAAGCAAGCACUGCAAGAGUUUGAAGACCUGAAGACGAAGUGCAAUGAUAACCAUGAACAGUGUGUGGAGGAGAGACGUGCGCACGACUUGACCAAGCAGGAGCUGAAGACAGUGCGAGAAGAACUGCAGAAAUUCAGAGAGACUAGCCAGCGGGCGUUUGAAGAGUACGGGGAGUUUCAAGACAAGCUGGACUUGGAGAAGGAUUUGCGCAACAAGGCUGAGGAGUAUGCGCAAGAGGUUCUAGAGGAGAACCGCCGCUUGAUUGCAAAGCUAAAGGAGGCGGGUGGUACUAUCCCUACUGACUCUAUAUCAGAAGGAUCACACCUGGAUGAAGAUGAGCCGUCGAAGAAAGAUCUGAAGAAAGGAGUAGUUAUUCUGCACGAGCAAUGGGAAGAGGCACAGGAGAGAUCUGCGAAGGCCCGGGACGAACUGGAGAAAGUGGUCAGUGAGCUCUCCAAGAUGAGAGUUGAACAGGAGCAAGCCUCACGUGACCUGCAGAAGGAGAAGGAUGAACUGGAUCAUCUGAAGGAAUUGUCUCGACUUGCGUUCGACGAGUACGAACAGAUGCAGAAUCAGCUGAAGGAGGAGCGAGAAAUUCGCCUCGCUGCUGAAGCACACGCUGCCAAGCAAAUGCAAGAGGCAAAUCUUGUGAAGCGCCAGAGUGCACUGCUUCUGAACACGGCCACGGAGAAUGAGCGUGUGGCCGCGGCUUUCCUGCAACUGCAAGAAGUCAACGACGAGGUCUCCAAGAUUAAGCGCACCCAUGCCCAGGAGGUCGAGGACCUCAAAGAGGAAAUUUCACGUCUUGGUAAGCUUGAGGAGGCGAAGGCUCUAGAAGAGAAGCUCGCUCUUGCUGACAAGCAGUGCUCCGUGAUGGAAACGAAGGCGCUGGAUGCGGAGCACAAAGCAGAUCUGGCUAACCAACGAGUGCAAAUCCUCGAGCAGGAGGUGGCGUCAUUAAGAGCUGCUAUCGAGACUGCCCGCUCCUCUUCUGCUGCUGCAGCCAGCAGCGGGUCAGCUGCUCCCGCACCUGUUGCUCCUCCUCCGCCACCGCCAGGUCCACCUCCACUGGCACCUCCACCACCUCCACUUAUGCCAAUCGGAAAACUGGUGAAGUCUGUAAAAGGCGAUGCGGCUACUAAGAAGAAGAAGAAGGAGGAAACUAAGAAUGUGCGUGCUGAUGCCAUGGCGGAGAUGAUGGAACGCAUCAAAUCAGGCAAGACGGGACUCCGGUCAGCGAAGGAGGAGAGCAAGGCAGAAGCACCCAAGGAAGAAGUGAAGGGUGAUGCGAUGGCGGAGAUUGCAAAGAUGAUUAAACUGGGACCAAGGCUACGCAGUACGAAGUCCACGGCGAGCCCGCGCAGCACCCCAUCGCCGUCUGGUGUCAGCAGUGAGCUACAAGCUAAGCUACAGCGCCGGCAAAAGAAAGUCGGAGACACAACGGACGGCGGAGAGGAGACCACUUCACCAAGUCCUGGGUCACUGGAGCCUUGCGAAUCUCCACCAGCUAUCGAGGUAAGCAUUGAUGGCGGCGACGAAACCAAGCCUGUGGCCAGCGAAAGCGACAAGCCAGAGAGUGCCGCUCAAGAUGCUUCUGCUACCAGCGAAGAGACGACAGCUGCAGAGGCGCCGGCCACCGAGGAAGCGUCAGCUACUGAGACGCCGGCACAAACUACUGCUAGCACGGAGGAUGAUCCGCCAAAGAGCGGCAGCUCCACCGUUUGAUUCCUAGCCAGGUUGGUCUAUGGUCUAGACAACAUCGUUCGCUUGCUGGCAAAGUGCUAUUGACUAAUACUAGCAAAUCAUUGAGUUGGCCAGGCCAAGCUAGCAGUGCAACGAGCAUCAGUUCAACUGCACUCUUUGCAAACACUUGGUCAAGAUCAGCUUACAAUUAAUUUGAUAUACCUUCUUUUUUCCUGUUGGAUGUACAUGUACUGUUGGCUAUCGUUUGAAGUUCCAGCAGCUGUUUACUUCAAGUACAUGUAGUUUUAGCUGUAGCUCCAUAGGAUCUCAUGUAGAAUUUAAAAAUUCUUUCGCCAUCAGUAUGUUGAGGAAAGAAAAUCACUUUAUUCCAUUUCCUACUAGAGAUUUAAAUAAUGUUAAACCAUGUAUAAAUCUCAGUGUGGACCACGGCAUAGCUAUUACUCUGAACUUUUUCAAGCAAUUUUUGUAUUUUUUUUAAGAAUUAAAAUUCUUA